This is a messenger RNA of Phoenix dactylifera (date palm), 165 nucleotides long. Lineage: Eukaryota; Viridiplantae; Streptophyta; Magnoliopsida; Arecales; Arecaceae. The record is from RefSeq and is a predicted model, not a curated record.
UUACCUCUUGUGUACGAUUACUACAAAAUACUCGAAGUUGAUUAUGAUGCUACUGAAGAAGCUAUUCGAUCCAACUAUAUCCGUCCGGCAUUGGAUUUCCUCAAUCGGCACAAGGGUCUGAUAUUGACAUGCAAUGGCCUUGGUAUGAGAUAUUCAAUAUGGUAA